GGAAGGAGAGAAGGGAUGAAAACGGAGGAAAGCCCGCAGCCCUGUCAGCAGCAGCCUCCAUCUUCAACGCCUUUUGGUCAGGAGUACAGGGGAGGGGGAGAGGUGUGCGCGGCCUGCGAGUCUCCCAUCGCCGACCGCUUCCUUCUGCGCGUGAACGAGCGCUCCUGGCACGAGACCUGCGUCAAGUGCGCAGUGUGUUUGAGCGCGCUCACCGGAACCUGUUACUGCAGGGACCGCCAGCUGUACUGCAAGCACGACUAUGAAAAGCUGUUUGUAAGGAAGUGCAGCGCAUGCCUGCAGGUGAUUGGACGUUCAGAGCUGAUAAUGCGUGUGCUCGGCCAGGUGUACCACCUGGGCUGCUUUACCUGCUGUGAGUGUGAACGCCGGCUGCAAAGAGGUGAUGAGUUUGUACUGAAAGAAGGCCAGCUGCUCUGCCGUAUGGACUAUGAAAAGGAGAGAGAAAUGUUGGCUGCUAUUAGUCCCACGCCAACUGAUUCAGUUAAAAGUGAGGAUGAGGAUGGUGGAGGAGGCUCCGGCGGGGGAAAAGGUGGUGAUGAAAGCAAGGAUCACAAGCGUUCAAAACGACCACGCACCAUUUUGACCACACAGCAGCGGCGCGCUUUCAAGGCCUCCUUUGAAGUGUCUGCUAAACCUUGCCGCAAGGUGAGAGAGACGCUGGCUGCUGAGACCGGGCUGACUGUGCGUGUUGUGCAGGUGUGGUUUCAAAACCAGAGAGCCAAGAUGAAAAAGAUCGCUCGCAGACAGCAGCAACAGCAGCAGCAGCAGCAGGAACAAGAGCAGCUGGGAGGGACCAGGCGAGGGUCAAAUGGCUCCAGUACCCAUGGCAUGGAUGGGAUGCUGGGGUAUCCCUCUCUGCCACGUCAGCAGCUACUCGCUCUGGACCCCAACAUCUACGGUGGAGAACCAUUUCGACAUGGGCUUACACCGCCUCAGCUGAGCAACGAGCAGCUCCACUCCUAUGACUCAGAGACAGUGUUCCAUGACCUGGACAGCGAUGGAAGCCUCGGUCACCUUGGAGACUGCCUCUUGGCAACAGGGGACGGCAGUCUCCUGCCAGGGCGAGUGGGAAACCCCAUCGACCGCCUCUACUCCAUGCAGAACUCCUACUUCACCUCCUGACCCUUAUAAACUCUCGCCCUUCCCACUCCUAUUCCACCUUUCACCUCAGAGAUGCAGCUAAUGGAGUCUGUCCAUCAACAUGCCUGUGGGACCGCGCUCCAUGAAACAGCCUACACCCAAACACACUCCUGAGCUUUUAUCACAGGCUAAACAUCAUCACAAAGCCAAACAUAGUCAUCGUAUCCCUUUGCAGCAUUAGCUACAUGUUCCAAACAUCUUUUCUUGAUAAGAAUCACAUGCUGGAAAUAAAAACACUGUAAAUGUCCAAGAUAUGUAAAAAGACCUCAAUUUCGCCUGUUGUAUUUAUGUAAUGUUCAAUGAAACACUUUUCAUGGCACUUUCCGACAAAAAAAUGACAAACAAAAGACACCUAUCAAACAUAUUUAUGUGUAUAUCAUGAUUUACAACAGAUUGGUUGUUGAAAGUGAAUUCAUCAAUCAAGUUAUGUGCUUAUGGAGUCUUGGCAGGCCUUAUGAGCAGCUAAGAGUCUAAAUUAGAUUAGUAUAUUGCAUUCUUUUGACAGGACUAGUGAUUAGUUAUUGUGUGUGGAAGACUGCAGCGUAUACAAUACUGUAUAUGGAUUGGAGUACAAUUUUGCUCUCAGGUUAGUGUGUAUGUUUAUGUGACCUGAGCUAUAACUCAGGAUAUUGAGCUGGAUAGAAGUACAAUUUAACUUGCCCAGUAACUUCAAGGACGCGGAUUGCAAAGAGGAAGAAACUCUUCAUGUAAAAUGGUAAUUUCAAACUACAUUCUUAGUUUUUGAUAAUGCAUGACAGGUUUAAUAUGUACCAAUACAAAUGUUAAAAUCCCAUCUUCUUUUUGAGCAUUUAGACAACAUUACAGGGUAAUUUGAGGAGCCUUACGCGGAAACAGGGUUGUAUAAGUGAUUAUUUAUUUUUGCUUUGCCUUCUCUUUUAUAAUGUAAUCACUUAGAAACAGUGCAGUAAAAGACAACCAAUAGAUCUAUAAUGCCCAAAAGUUAGAACACUGGGCACAUGAUGAUGUGCUCUCAAAUGUAAAUGUGAGUAUGACUGUGUUACAAUUAAUUGUUGUAGUCAAUUUCUGUAAUAACUUCUUUCUCAAACAUCUCAAAUUAGAUGUUGUUAGGUAGAUAUUUUGUACCUUCUUCUGUGAUAAUCAGCAAAUAUUUAAAUUGUAGCAUGAUAUUUAUGUGUCACAAAGUAGGUCUAAAGAAAUCCAUACUGAAGUUGGAAAGCAAGUGCAGAAAGCACCAGGAUCAGAUUCACAAUGUGGUGCAGAAUAAAAUAGGAUUAGGGUGAUACUUGUUUAAUUUAGGUGCCAGUGAUCGGCUACAGCUUGUGACAUUCUUUCAUGACAUUAUAUGUUUGACUCUGAUCACUGGCUCAUGGUAUUUUCACAGUGAUAUUUUUGUAAAUGUAACUUAUUUGUGCGGUAUUAGGCGAGUUCCUAUCUUACUUUUUUGUUCAGUGACGGCCAGGUGAUGUGCUUUGAAUGUAAUG
Molecule: messenger RNA, 2621 nt
Organism: Cyclopterus lumpus (lumpfish)
Lineage: Eukaryota; Metazoa; Chordata; Actinopteri; Perciformes; Cyclopteridae
Gene: lmx1al
Product: LIM homeobox transcription factor 1, alpha-like
Exons: 8
Coding region: 16-1140 (374 amino acids)
Biological process (GO): regulation of transcription by RNA polymerase II; neuron differentiation
Cellular component (GO): nucleus
Molecular function (GO): RNA polymerase II transcription regulatory region sequence-specific DNA binding; DNA-binding transcription factor activity, RNA polymerase II-specific
Source: RefSeq, a predicted model, not a curated record